GCAGCGGUGGCGGCUGGGUGGCGGCGUGGGGGAACAAUGGGCUCCUUCUCCUCGGCCCUCAGAGGGGCCGUGGUGUAAGGGACGAGGGGGAGGACGGCGCCUGGGGAGCACCAUGAGCUCCGCCGAAAUUAAGAAGCCUCCGGUGGCCCCCAAACCAAAAUUUGUGGUAGGACACAAGGCGACGCCUCCACCUGUUGCACCGAAGCCCGAUGUUGUACUUUCUGGUGUUAUACAAGCAGCAAGGAAAACCAAGCCAGCAAUUGCACCGAAACCAAAGGUUCUCAAGAGCUCAUCCAUUCCGGAAGUUAAACCUCCGUCAUCUACACGAAAAAGCACAAAAAGCUUUGAGGAGCACAGGGGAGAUUCUUCUCAAACACUAGACCACCUGAACUAUAAAAAUGAAGCCUCGGAAGGGAGUACUGAUAACACAGCAUAUAUUCUACCAGUGUCAUCUUGCAAAUUUGAAUGCCUUCAUAAGCUUGGAAAUGGGGAGAACACCUGUAAAACUCAGAUCAUUUUUGAGCGCUUUGACAACUUAGAGAACAUCAAAGUUGGUGAAAAAACUGCACUAGCUCUGGGGGAUAGUCACAAUGAAAAACUGGCGAAUAGAAAUCAGGUGGUUUUGAAAGCCAGCAUUUUGGAAGAGAAACUUAAGGAUGUUCUAACUCAUAGUGUGUUUCCUAACAGCAGUCCUGUGAGGCACAGGUAUGCAGACAAACUUGGCAAAGGGGAUGGCAGCAGUUCCAAGAACAACGUUAAAAUAGAGUUUAUGGAACUUGUACAGUCUUCGGCGCCUUCUGAGGUAGCUAAAGGGAAGCAACAAAAUACUGACAGUAAGCUCAUUGCUGAUGAGUUUCAGAUGUCUGAAAUUUGUCCUAGUUUGACUGAAAAUAAUCACCAUUACUCUUGCCCAUUGGACCAGGAAAUCCUGGAAAAUGAAAAUUUAAGUAGCAAUAGUACAUUUUCAGGUGAAAAGGGUGUGAGAGCAGAUGCUGAUAAAACCUCCUCUGAAACAUCUUCAGUCCUGAGCUCAAAAGUGCUUCCAGUCCCUAAGCCAAGAAAGCCACGUGCUGCCUGUCUAAUCCGUCAGGAUGGCAUAGACACCGCAGGAGAAGGAACAAAGGAACCGUCUAAUUCAGAGAAAGAUUCCUUUGGACUUGUGGAACAAAGCGUUAAAAAGCCAGCAAAAAUUAAUAUCCUUGGUCAAAGUGUUUGUUAUAACAAUAACACAGAAGUGCUUCAUCCUGAAAAAUGUGAGAUAACUCAAAGCAAUGCAGAAAAAACACAUCAGGUGAAGGAACCUGCUGCAGAAGAGUCAACUUCACAAAAUCUUUUGCCUCAGUUGUCACAGAAAACUUCUGAUUUGGUGGAAAGUGUUGAAUGUUCUUUAGAUGCAGACCGUAACGUAGUUAGCUCUAUAGAUGAGAUGACAGAUGAUGCCAGUAUGCUAGAUGCUGUGGACAAAAGGACUAACUUUGUCAGGUGUGAUACUUUGUCCAUGAGUUUGCCAAAACAACUCAAAUUAACUGGCAGUCAGCACUCAUCUGCCUCCAAUAGCCUCCAUGUUUCCCAACAAAAAUUGGAAGAUAAAGAAGUUAAAAUAAAGGAUGAAAGUUCUCCAAAAAUCGUUCCGAAGAAACCACAGCGGCACAGCCUACCAGCUGCUGGCCUGCUGAAAAAAGCUGCAUCAGCAGAGCUUGUGGAGAAAAGUUCUUAUCCUUCGAGUGAGGACAAAUCGAACAGUGUUCUGCAAGGAUCUCACUUCACGCGUCCACCAGACAAAGAGCAAGGCGCGCUGUCGUCCUGUGACAUACCCAAACGUUCUUCUGAGAAACCCGUCUGGAAGUUACCUCAUCCUAUUCUUCCAUUUUCAGGAAAUUCUGAAUCACUAAAAACUGCUAGUGUUGCUACCAGCUUCAACCACUUGACUGUUGUGACGAAGCCCAGGGCCAAAUCUCUCUCUUCUGUGGACAUGGAAAGGACAGACAAGCCUUGCAAAGACCAUCAGAAGAAAAAUAGCUUGAAAAAGUUUCUUAACAUGAAACUGUCAGUUUGCUUACUGAAAGGCGACUUCCAAAAAUUUUUGUCUAAAGGCAGCCAGUCAAUGGAUAGUGCUGUUGCCAGCCUUUCCACUGGGGAUGGGUAUGGAAUUGGUAGCAACCGGAAUAUAGCAUCUGUAGGCAGUGAAAGGAAAGCUAAAUCUGCCAAGGCGCAUUCAGUAGAAAUAAGUAGUCCGGCAUUACAGAAGAAGAGGCAGAGAAACAGAAGCCAACCUGAGAUGCGAAGUAACCAAAGGCUGGAGUCUUUAGAUGGGCACGUGCUAUUGGGAGAGAACUUGUCACAAAUGCAUUUGAAUUCUGUAACCAGCGCUUGUGCUCCAGAGUAUGAGAAUGUGCGUCACUAUGAGGAAAUACCUGAGUAUGAGAACUUGCCUUUUGCUAUGGCUGCUGCGAGAAAUCUCUGUUUUGAAUGUCACAACUCCAGCAGUGUGGAAGACCAGACCCCUGGCUUCUAUGAGGUUGAAGAGCCUUGUGAAGCUACAAGCAGGCGUUUGAGACUUGGCAGGUCCUUAGAAGACCACCACAAUCAUCCUAACGUGGUAAUAGGAGAUCUUCAGUCAGAUGAAGAAGAUAUCAUGAACAGUUCUGAUGAAGAUGAUGACACAAAUUCUGAUUCCAGCAAAGGGGAGCCUGAUCCUCAAGAAGAUAAACAGAGUAAGGCAGCUGGAAAGAAGACAAAGGUUUACCAUAUUGCCAAGGAGAUCAUGAGCUCAGAGAAAGUGUUUGUGGAUGUGCUAAAGCUCUUACACAUUGAUUUCCGCGAUGCUGUGGCGCAUGCCUCUAGGCAGCUUGGAAAGCCAGUGAUUGAGGACAGAAUCCUGAAUCAGAUCCUGUACUACCUACCUCAGCUGUACGAACUCAACCGGGACCUCCUGAGGGAACUGGAAGAGCGAUUAUCUCACUGGCUUGAACAUCAAAGAAUUGCUGAUAUAUUUGUUAAAAAGGGUCCCUACUUAAAGAUGUAUUCAACUUACAUCAAAGAAUUUGAUAAAAAUGUUGCACUACUAGAUGAACAGUGUAAGAAGAAUGCAGGUUUUGCUUCAGUAGUCAAAGACUUUGAGAUGAGCCCCCGCUGUGCUAGUCUGGCCCUCAAGCACUACCUGCUCAAGCCGGUUCAGAGGAUUCCCCAGUACAGGCUCCUGUUGACAGAUUAUUUAAAGAAUCUUGUGGAAGAAUCUGCAGACUAUAGGGAUACUCAAGAUGCUCUAGCUGUUGUCAUAGAAGUUGCAAACCACGCCAAUGACAUCAUGAAGCAGGGAGAUAACUUCCAGAAACUCAUGCAGAUCCAGUACAGUUUAAAUGGACACCAUGAGAUCGUGCAGCCAGGAAGGGUCUUUCUGAAAGAGGGAACACUGAUGAAGCUGUCCCGGAAGGUCAUGCAGCCACGAAUGUUUUUUCUGUUCAAUGAUGCCUUGUUGUACACGACUCCAGUUCAGUCAGGGAUGUAUAAACUCAACAAUAUGCUGUCGUUGGCUGGAAUGAAGGUUAAAAAGCCAACCCAGGAAGCGUAUCAGAAUGAACUGAACAUUGAAAGCGUAGAGCGAUCCUUCAUUCUUUCAGCAAGUUCUGCUACAGAAAGAGAUGAGUGGUUAGAAGCUAUCUCCAAGUCAAUUGAAGAAUAUACGAAAAAGAGAAUCACAUUUAAUCCUAGCAAAAGUCUUGAAGAGGCAGAUCCAGAGAAACAGGAAGAAGACAGUCCGCUGGGAUCAAAGGCUCCCAUCUGGAUCCCUGAUACUAGAGCCACUAUGUGUAUGAUCUGUACAAGUGAAUUCACGUUGACGUGGAGAAGGCAUCACUGCAGGGCAUGCGGAAAGAUUGUCUGUCAGGCUUGUUCAUCAAAUAAACAUGGUUUAGACUAUAUGAAAAACCAGCCAGCAAGAGUAUGUGAUCAUUGCUUCAGGGAGCUACAGAAACAAGAUAAUCAGUGCACUCCUAAGACCGGAUCCCCAGUCAACCAUAAAUCUCCAUCAAGUGCCUUGUCUACAGUAUUACACAGUAUUCCCUCUGGAAGAAAGCAGAAAAAAAUUCCUGCAGCCCUCAAAGAAGUUUCAGCAAAUACAGAAGACUCUACAAUGAGUGGCUACCUACACAGAUCUAAGGGCAGUAAGAAACCAUGGAAACACCUAUGGUUUGUUAUAAAAAAUAAGGUGCUAUACACAUAUGCUGCUAGUGAGGAUGUGGCAGCAUUGGAGAGCCAGCCUUUACUUGGAUUCACAGUCAGUGAAGUAAAAGAUGAAAACUCAGAGUCUAGAGUGUUCCAUUUACUGCACAAAAACACUUUAUUUUACAUAUUCAAAGCAGAUGAUCCCCAUUCAGCUCAAAAGUGGAUAGAAGCUUUUCAAGAAGGCACCAUAUUAUAGCAGUGUCAGCAUCGUGUCGGCAAGUUUAAAGAAUGCCCAAGGAUGGUGGUAAAACAGAGCACAGCAGCUGUUCAAAGAAACAGAGUCCUGCCGUCUCAACCUACGCAAAAUUGUAUAUUUGUCAGAAUUAGGAGUUGGUGCAUUUUUAGUAUAAGGUAAUAUUUUUUUAAAGAAUUGUGUGUAUUUCUGUGUUGAUACAAAAUGUGUUAUUUAUUAAAUUCCAAUGUUUACUUUAAUGGUCAAAAUUAUUUGUGAGGUCUGCAAUGAGGUCGAAAGUGCCCAUGUCUUCAGAAUGGCAGGUGGUUGGUCAACAUAUUCCUAAAGUUUGUGCUUUUUUAAAAAAAAAACAACACAAAACAAAAAAAACAAAAACAAAAACAAAAAAAACCCCAACCAACAAACAAAAAAACCCAAAUCUGUUGCAAUUGUACAGUUCCUCGUGAUUUGUGUAUAGGUCCGGAGUUGCUGAUGCUCACUUUGCAAUUUAGCAAGAACAGAUCAGAAUAGGAAUUUCAAAGGUUUUGGAUCUUUGUUAGCUAUGUAAACUCCUUUAUGAGAAGUUGUAUGGUAUUGCUGCUCCUUUCCUUGAAUGGCAGUUGAAAUCUUGCAUACCAGUCCAUUAAAACAGGACAACAAAUUCUGUAUCACUGAAGCUAUUGCAAAGUACAGUUCAAUUAUUAAAAAAGAGAAAAGGGAAAAAUAUUUUAAAACAGACUUUGCAAUUACAGAGAUGAGGCACUGGAGCAUCUUCAGUACUACAAAUGCCAAAGAGACUAAAUAAGAUAUCUUCAAACAAUUGCAGGAUAUGUUUUCUUUUAUGUUUCCAGUAGUAAUUUAAAGUAGAGUAAAAAUUACAUUCCUGAUAUACAGGGAAAAGAUGAAAUAUCUUAUUUGGUUCAAAACUUUGUGUCAAAUUAGUUCUGUAUGCAGUAUGAAACACUGUAUAAACUAUUGUUCAAAGAACGUUAAACAAAUAUAUGCACCCCCCUCUCCCAAAAUUUUAAACUAUUGUAUAUUUAAAUAUUAUGUCUAAACUGGAAUUGCCAUACCAAGAAAACCCAGCAUUUUUAGUGCAGGUGGCAUUGAAAUGUAUACCAUUCUUUGAAAUACCUUUUGUUUACACUGUGAUUUGUUCUGUUUGACACUUUAAAACACAAUUCAGUUUUAGGUGUUUAAGGUGUUUAAGGUUUUUUUCUUUAAGAAAAUUGUUGGUAUACCUCAUUAGGAAAUACUUACUGAUGAUUCUGGUGCAUUUAUUCUAUUUAACUUUUGAAAAUUUUUUAACACUGUAAUAGCAUAAAUGGAACUAGAACUAUGAAAAACACCUGAAAGGAUGCCAUUUUUAUGUCAGAUGUGAUGCGUAGUCAGUCAACUUUACUGUAUGAAACACUUCUCAGUAGUCCUCUGAAUCAAGUUAGUUGUGGUAACAGAAUUAAGAGCAAUCCCCUUUUAAUUAACAGUUUGAAUGCAUGUUAAUAGCUAUUCUAUGGCCUCACAGAGGUAAGAGAUGGUAGGGUAGUUAGUAGUCAUCACAAAAAGGCCAAGAAUGAAAGUGCAACCCAAAAUUCUCUUACUCCCUCAAAUAUCUGAAGAUCAGGUCUAAGAUACUAACGUAGCUCUGAAGAAGCUUGAUUUUCCAGAGCUUCUGUUAAGUUAGUAGCGGGCUUGGAAGACUAAUGCUUAAUAUUAAGUAUAUAAGUAAUUUCAUUGACUUCCAGCAUUUCAGUAGAGAACCCUUCUGAAUCAGGGACUUAAGGCAGUAGAUCUGGCUUCCCUCACGAGCACUAGAGAUUUGGCCAGAUAGUGUUUGAAAUUCAGUGGGAGUCUUAGCGAAGCCUUUAUUCUCUUUUAUGUUACUGCAAAUGAGCUAAGUGAAAAUUUUUCUCUUGUUAUAUAUAAAGGGCUUUUACUUAAGUUUCAAAACCAGCCGCUGACUGAAGCCACGUAAGCUAUUAGCGUGUCUCUUCAGGGUAAUUUCUGGCAUGGCUUUUACUGUAUCCAAAACACUGAUACCAAUGUAACAUAGGUGUAACGUGGCUCUUCCAGUUGAUAUUAUCAAAGGCAAGAGCUUCUUAAUAUUUUUUAUAAGGACAGCACACCAACUAAGAUGGAAAGCCAUGAACUGGCAAAUGAAUCAGAAAUUUGGCUAGGAGCAAGCUAAUUUAAUUUCAAUUUAUGGUUUGAUAUUGAUCUCCCUGCUGCAAAAUAGAGCAAUAAAAGUCAAAUAGAUACUGAAUAAGGUGCCCGAGUUCUGCCUCAUAUGUGGCAUCUAACUACCUCUCAAGGAUUUGGUGUAGAGUGAGAAAAUAGUUUAAAGUGUUCUGUGAAAGUCAGAGGACUUCUUCCAGAAGCAGUUGAUCAAUCAAAAAAUCUUUCUGCGGCAGAAAUAGGUCGGAACAGAGCCUUAAAAACAAUAGUACACAUAUUGCAGUUUAAUUCUGUGUGAAAUAAAUUGUCUUUGUAAACAUAUUUGAAUACUUCUUUUCCUCUCUCUCCAGCACUAGUGCU
Messenger RNA from Chroicocephalus ridibundus (black-headed gull), 6928 nucleotides. It is a transcript of the gene FGD6, whose product is annotated as FYVE, RhoGEF and PH domain containing 6. The coding region runs from base 113 to 4420 and encodes 1435 amino acids. Gene Ontology annotation, biological process: regulation of GTPase activity. Gene Ontology annotation, cellular component: cytoplasm. Gene Ontology annotation, molecular function: metal ion binding; guanyl-nucleotide exchange factor activity. NCBI's taxonomy places the organism in Eukaryota, Metazoa, Chordata, Aves, Charadriiformes, Laridae. The record is from RefSeq and is a predicted model, not a curated record. The transcript has 21 exons.